Molecule: messenger RNA, 7332 nt
Organism: Melanotaenia boesemani (Boeseman's rainbowfish)
Lineage: Eukaryota; Metazoa; Chordata; Actinopteri; Atheriniformes; Melanotaeniidae
Gene: dock7
Product: dedicator of cytokinesis 7
Exons: 53
Coding region: 87-6524 (2145 amino acids)
Biological process (GO): small GTPase-mediated signal transduction; axonogenesis; positive regulation of GTPase activity
Molecular function (GO): guanyl-nucleotide exchange factor activity
Source: RefSeq, a predicted model, not a curated record
UUCUCCCGUUUUCCCUGUGGCCGUAGUGAGUGGAAAGCAGAGUGCCAGCCUAGGAAUUCCGUUAAAGCACAUCAGCAGCCACUGCCAUGGCUGAACGCCGCGCCUUCGCCCAAAAAAUCAGCAGGACUGUGGCAGCAGAGGUUAGGAAGCAGAUAGCCGGCCAGUAUGGGGGAUCCCCACAGCUCUUCAAAAACCUUAAUGUUGGGACAGCAACAAGCAACACAGUUCCCCUCACAGAGGCGGUGGAGCCGGUGGAUUUUGAGGAGUACCUCAUCACUCACCCUCCCAUCGUUGAGUCUGGUCCCUUGAGAGAUCUGAUUGAGUUUCCCCCUGAUGACAUUGAGGUCAUCUACACACCCAGGGAGUGUCGCACUGUGGUUCAAGCUGUCCCAGAGGAAGGAGACACUGAUCCCCAUGUCAGAGAUUGUGUCAGAUCCUACACAGAAGACUGGGCAGUUGUUAACAGAAAAUAUCACAAGCUCGGUACAGGCUUUAACCCUAAUACUCUGGACAAACAGAAGGAACGUCAGAAAGGCCUGCCCAAACAGGUGUUUGAGGCUGAUGAGAUGCCUGACAGCAGCAGCUAUCAGGAUGAUCAGGAUGAUCUGAAGCGACGGUCGAUGUCUAUAGAUGACACUCCGCGUGGCAGCUGGGCCUGCAGCAUUUUUGACUUGAAGAAUUCCCUCCCUGAUGCCCUCCUUCCUCACCUCCUUGAUCGUGCUCCCAAUGAGGAGAUUGACCGGCACAACGAGGAGCAGCGCAAGGCCAACCGCCAUCGUGAACUCUUUGCUCUGCACCCUGCCCUUGAUGAGGAGGAGCCCAUUGAGCGCCACUGUGUGCCUGAAGUACCUAAAGAGCACUUUGGCCAGAGGCUACUCGUCAAGUGUUUGUCCUUGAAGUUUGAAAUCGAAAUUGAACCCAUAUUUGCUAGUUUGGCCUUAUACGAUGUCAAGGAAAAGAAAAAGAUAUCAGAGAACUUUUUCUUUGACUUAAACUCUGAGCAGACGAAAGCAAUGUUGCGUCCACACAUACAGACGGCAGCCAUCUCCACACUGGCCCGCUCUGCCAUUUUCUCUAUCACCUACCCUUCCCAGGAUGUCUUCCUAGUCAUCAAGCUGGAAAAAGUACUGCAGCAAGGUGAUAUAGGAGAGUGUGCAGAGCCUUAUAUGGUCUUCAAGGAGUCAGAUGCUGCCAAGAACAAAGAGAAGCUGGAGAAGUUACGCAGCCAGUCAGAGCAAUUCUGCCAGCGCCUGGGCCGCUACAGAAUGCCUUUUGCUUGGACAGCCAUCCAUCUAAUGAACAUUGUAAACAGUGCUGGCAGUCUUGAGAGAGAUACAGAGCUGGAGAUGAGCCUUUCAGAGAGGAAAGGCUCAUGGUCAGAACGGAGAAAUUCUAGCAUCAUGGGAAGGCGUUCCCUGGAGAGGACCACCAGUGGAGAUGAAUCGUGUAGUCUCACAGGUUUCAGACCUGCCACACUUACUAUCACCAACUUUUUCAAACAGGAGGGGGAUAGGCUUAGCGAUGAGGAUUUGUAUAAGUUCCUAGCUGAUAUGAGAAGACCUUCUUCGGUGUUACGGAGACUCAGACCCAUCACAGCCCAGUUGAAGUUGGACAUUUCUCCAGCUCCAGAGAGCCCGCAUUAUUGCUUGACCCCUGACCUCGUGCAGGUUAAACCUUAUCCAGACAGUAGGGUGCGCCCCACCAGAGAGAUCCUGGAAUUCCCUGCCAGGGAUGUCUACGUGCCAAACACCACAUACAGGAAUCUGCUGUAUGUGAACCCUCAAAGUCUUAACUUUGCCAACCGCCAAGGUUCUGCCCGCAACAUCACGGUGAAAGUUCAGUUCAUGAAUGGAGAGGACCCAAACAAUGCAAUGCCGGUCAUAUUUGGAAAGUCAAGCUGUGCUGAUUUCUAUAAAGAGGCCUACACUGCGGUGGUAUACCAUAACAGAUCCCCUGACUUUCAUGAUGAGGUCAAGAUCAAGCUGCCUGCUUCUCUGUCCGACCACCACCACAUUCUCUUCACCUUUUACCACAUCAGCUGUCAGCAGAAGCAGAACACACCAUUGGAGACACCUGUGGGAUACACAUGGAUCCCCAUGUUGCAAAAUGGACGUCUGCGAACGGGACACUUCUGUCUACCUGUAUCUCUUGAGAAGCCACCACAGUCAUACUCUGUUCUCUCCCCAGAUGUUCCUCUCCCAGGAAUGAAGUGGGUAGACAACCAUCGAGGUGUAUUUAAUGUGGAAGUGGUGACCGUUUCCACCAUCCACACACAGGACCAGUACCUGGAUAAGUUCUUUGCUUUGGUGCAUGCUUUGGAUGAGCACAUGUUUCCAGUCAGGAUAGGGGACAUGCGCAUCAUGGAAAACAACCUGGAGGCAGAGCUGAAAUCCAGCAUUGCAGCACUCAACUCAUCCCAGCUGGAGCCAGUGGUUCGAUUCCUUCACCUUUUACUUGACAAGCUGGUGCUGCUUGUAGUUCGGCCGCCAGUCAUUGCUGGACAGAUUGUGAAUCUGGGUCAAGCAUCCUUCGAGGUCAUGACAUCCAUAGUGAACCGGCUUCAUAAAUACUUGGACACCAGCCAGGACAUGCACGGCCGCAACAGCCUGCUGUCUUCUUACAUCCACUACGUGUUCCGCCUGCCCAGCACGGACCCCAGCUCCCCAUCACCAGACUCCAACUCAUCCCUAACAGGACCUGGAGGAUUGGGGGGUUCUGUUCAUUAUGCCACCAUGGCUCGCUCAGCUGUUCGACCAGCCAGCCUCAACCUUAACCGCUCCCGCAGCCUUAGCAACAGCAACCCUGACAUAUCUGGUACGCCCACAUCUCCAGACGAUGAAGUUCGCUCCAUAAUUGGCAGCAAGGGCUUAGACCGCUCCAACUCGUGGGUGCACACCAUGGGCUGUAGUGCCCCCUGGGGAUCCAGCCCCGGGUCCGCUCCAGAAACCAUGCAGGCCAUGGAGCGCUGUGGCAAUCGCAUGUCUUCGCACACUGAGAGCGCCAGUUUCUUGCAAACAUUAACAGGACGGUUGCCCACAAAAAAGCUCUUCCAUGAGGAGUUGGCUCUACAAUGGGUGGUGAGCAGUGGAAGCGUCCGGGAGGGUGCCCUACAACAGGCCUGGUUCUUCUUUGAACUCAUGGUUAAGAGCAUUAUCCACCACCUCUACUUCACCGAACGCUUAGAGUCACCCAGGAAAAACCGUUUUCCUGAACGCUUUAUGGAUGAUAUCACAGCCCUGGUCAGCACCAUCGCUGGUGACAUUGUCUCUCGCUUCCAGAAGGAUCUGGAGUUAGUGGAGAGGCUAAACACCAGCCUAGCCUUCUUUCUCAAUGAUUUGCUGUCAGUCAUGGAUCGAGGCUUUGUCUUCACCUUAAUCAGGGCAUACUGGAAACAGGUUUCCACAAAGCUUUAUGCUCUGCAGAACCCGACCCUGGAGUCUUUGAGGCUUGAUUUCCUAAGAAUUGUGUGCAGUCAUGAACACUAUGUCACCCUGAAUCUGCCCUGCAGCCUGCUCACCCCACCUGCCUCCCCUUCCCCCUCUGUAUCUUCAGCAACUUCACAGAGCUCUGGGUUCUCCACACAUGUUCAAGAUCAAAAGAUAGCCAACAUGUUUGAGCUGUCUGUCCCGUUUAGAGAGCAACAUUAUCUGGCUGGACUAGCACUGUCUGAACUCUCAGUAAUACUAGACCCAGAUAAUGAAGGAAUGUUUGGUCUCCAUAAGAAAGUGGUGAGCGUUGUUCACAACCUCCUGUCCAGCCACGACUCUGACCCACGAUACGCUGAUCCUGAGGUCAAGGCUCGGGUCGCCAUGCUUUACCUGCCUCUCAUCGGCAUUGUCAUGGAGACGCUGCCACAGCUCCAUGACUUUACAGAGUCUCACAACCAGUGGGGUCGGCCAGGUGGUCCCCAGGCAGCAGCAGCGGGCAGCGGGGGAGAAGAGGCAGAAGAAGGUAACAGUUUGAUCAAUCAAACUGUUGCUAUGGCAAUAGCGGGCACUUCCACUUCAUCUCCAAUGUCCCGACCAAGUAGCUUCUUACUCAACUCACAGGCAAAUCGCCAGCAUGGGAGCUUCUCAGCUGAGUCGAGUCGCAGCCUGCUGAUCUGCCUGCUGUGGGUCCUGAAGAAUGCUGAUGAGCUAGUGCUGCAGAAAUGGUUCACAGACCUGUCAGUGUCCCAGCUCAACCGUCUGUUGGAUCUCCUCUACCUCUGUGUCUCUUGCUUUGAGUACAAGGCCCAUGUUGUGUUCACCAUGCAGGGGAAGAAGGCAUUUGAACGCAUGAACAGCCUAACCUUUAAGAAGUCCAAAGAUAUGAAGGCCAAGCUGGAGGAGGCUAUAUUGGGCAGCAUUGGGGCCAGACAGGAAAUGGUCCGACGGAGUCGAGGACAGCUAGAGCGGAGUCCAUCUGGCAGUGCUUUUGGAAGUCAGGAAAAUCUCAGAUGGAGGAAGGAUAUGACCCACUGGAGACAGAACAGCGAAAGGAUGGACAAGAGUCACAGAUCAGUCAGGACAAGAGCAGAGCUGGAGCAUGAAGCCCUAAUUGAUGGUAACCUUGCCACAGAGGCCAACUUAAUAAUUCUUGAUACUUUGGAAAUCAUUGUACAGACGGUAUCAGUUACAGAAUCCAAGGAGAGUAUCCUGGGUGGCGUACUGAAAGUACUUCUUCACAGCAUGGCCUGCAACCAGAGCGCCCUCUACCUCCAGCACUGUUUUGCCACACAGAGGGCCCUUGUGUCUAAGUUUCCUGAACUUCUCUUCGAGGAGGAAACUGAGCAGUGUGCUGAUCUAUGUUUGAGACUCCUGCGGAGCUGCAGCAGUAGCAUCAGUACCAUCAGAUCCCAUGCCAGUGCCUCCCUGUACCUCCUCAUGAGGCAAAACUUUGAGAUCGGCAACAACUUUGCAAGAGUGAAGAUGCAGGUGACCAUGUCUUUAUCCUCACUGGUGGGAACUUCUCAGAAUUUUAACGAGGAGUUCCUCCGUCGCUCUCUGAAGACCAUCCUUACCUAUGCAGAAGAGGACCUCGAACUAAGGGAAACAACGUUCCCAGACCAGGUCCAAGACCUUGUGUUUAAUCUACACAUGAUCCUAUCUGACACAGUGAAAAUGAAGGAACAUCAAGAGGAUCCAGAGAUGUUGGUAGACCUCAUGUACAGAAUUGCAAAGGGAUACCAGACAUCUCCAGACCUGCGGCUGACAUGGCUCCAGAACAUGGCUGGAAAACACUCGGAGAGGAACAACCAUGCUGAAGCUGCUCAGUGUCUGGUGCACAGUGCUGCUCUAGUAGCAGAAUACCUCAGCAUGCUUGAGGACCGCAAGUAUCUUCCUGUAGGCUGUGUCACCUUCCAAAAUGUCUCUUCAAAUGUGCUGGAGGAAUCUGCAGUCUCUGACGAUGUGGUGUCACCAGAUGAGGAGGGUAUCUGCUCUGGGAAAUACUUCACUGAAAUUGGUCUGGUGGGCCUCCUGGAACAGGCAGCUGCCUCUUUUUCCAUGGCUGGCAUGUAUGAGGCUGUCAAUGAAGUGUACAAGGUACUGAUCCCAAUCCAUGAAGCCAACAGAGAUGCAAAGAAGCUAGCCACCAUUCAUGGUAAACUACAGGAAGCCUUUAGCAAAAUUGUUCAUCAGAGUACUGGCUGGGAGAGGAUGUUUGGUACAUACUUCAGAGUUGGAUUUUAUGGUUCAAAAUUUGGCGACUUAGACGAGCAGGAGUAUGUGUACAAAGAACCUGCCAUCACAAAGCUGGCUGAAAUCUCUCACAGGCUAGAGGGUUUCUAUGGGGAGCAAUUUGGAGAGGACCAGGUAGAAGUCAUAAAGGACUCCAAUCCUGUAGACAAGUGCAAGCUGGACCCCAAUAAGGCAUUCAUCCAGAUCACGUACGUGGAACCGUACUUUGACACGUACGAGAUGAAGGACCGCAUCACCUACUUUGACAAGAACUACAACUUGCGUCGUUUUGUGUACUGCACUCCCUUCACCCUGGACGGGAGGGCCCACGGGGACUUGCACGAACAGUUCAAACGCAAGACCAUCCUCACCACCUCGCACGCCUUCCCUUACAUCAAGACACGGAUCAACAUCAUCCACAAAGAAGAGAUUAUAUCCACACCCAUAGAGGUGGCGAUAGAGGACAUGCAGAAGAAGACGCAGGAGUUGGCUUUUGCCACCCACCAAGACCCUGCUGAUGCCAAAAUGUUGCAGAUGGUACUUCAGGGAUCAGUGGGCACCACUGUAAACCAGGGUCCUUUGGAGGUAGCUCAGGUGUUUCUGUCAGAGAUCCCCAGUGACUCAAAACUGUACAGACACCACAAUAAGCUGCGGCUGUGCUUUAAAGAUUUCACAAAGAGGUGUGAAGAUGCCCUUCGAAAGAACAAGAGCCUGAUUGGACCGGAUCAGAAAGAGUAUCAGAGGGAGCUGGAGAGGAAUUACCACAGACUGAAGGAGGCGCUGCAGCCCCUCAUCAACAGGAAGAUCCCCCAGCUUUAUAAACCUGUCCUGCAGGUCAAUUCGCACAGCAAACGGACAGCUUGACAAGAGAUUCCUUCAGCAGAAUGAGUCUUCGCAAGCUUGAUAUGUGAAGAUGAAGAGAAUGCACUCGCACACACAUUGUCCUACACAAAGACAUAACAGAAAUUGCAAUAUUAAUUUAUUCUCAAGUGUAAAUAGGAGUGUCUCUUGGAUGGUGGUUAAGUGUUUAGGAAAGCGUGUAAAAAGAAAGGCUAAGAGUUACAGCUUGGUACGUCAUUCCAGUGUCUUAAUUUGUUUACAGACAAACUGUUACACAAUCAGCAAAGUGAACAAGUGGAUCUGAGAUUAAAUAGACACCUUGGCAUUUAAUACUUCUGUGGUUGUCAUUUGUUACAGUAGGGAUGUUGGUCCCUAUGCUACCUGAAAGAAAAGGCUAAUGUUCACCCUGACGCAGACAAGUAGCUGUAAGCUGACACACCGCUGAAUAUGAAGAACGCUCUGAGAACAAUUCAAGUGCCAAAAAUCCCUUUUUUCAGCCAAAUUUUUUACAAGUGUCCCAGAAAAGGUACAAUUUUAAAAGUCAAGGUGUCUUUUUAAUCAUGUACGAUGUGUCAAAAACUGUAUUCAAUUUAAUGUGUGCACUUUUUUAUUAUGGUGUAGCAAUGCAUUUUACAACUUGAAAGUUUAUGUAUUUCAGUCGAGGGAGGAAAAAAAAAAACAUGCAAAAAAGGUACCAGUAUUUAUCAUGAUGCUUUAUCAAUUUUAGUUGAAGCAACAAUGUUUUAAAGUUAGGUACUUCAAACAUCCUUGUAUAAUUUUAUGUAGUUUGUUUUAUUUUAAAUAUUUUACUAAAUAAAUAUUUUAAUGUUCA